UUUGUUAACUUAGCAGCCUCUCCCUAAAGCCCGCUCUCUCCUUAUAAGGCUGUGUGCACCGCUUUUGGCAAAGUUGCAAAAGGAUCCAGCUCUCUCCUUCCUGCUUCCUCCUUGCUGUGGUGGCUGGGAUGCUUCUUCCAUGAUUGUUUUGAAUCUAGACUGGGCAGUUCUCUGUGUUAAGUCAAUCAAUUACGACCUCUUAACAGUGUGAAGUGAGGGAGGCCUCUCCCUCCUUUCUCCUCCCUCUGUGAUCCACCUUCCCUUUUACCCUGCUCUGUGGCGGCUCUGCCCCUUACCUUCAUGGAUGACUCAGAGGUGGAGUCGACCGCCAGCAUCUUGGCCUCUGUGAAGGAGCAAGAGGCUCAGUUUGAGAAGCUGACCCGGGCGCUGGAGGAAGAACGGCGCCACGUCUCGGCGCAACUGGAACGCGUCCGGGUCUCGCCGCAAGAUGCCAGCCCACUCAUGGCCAACGGCACUCUCACCCGCCGGCAUCAGGAUCACAGUCACCUUCUGUAUAGCACAAUCCCCAGGAUGCAGGAGCCGGGGCAGAUUGUGGAGACCUACACUGAGGAGGACCCUGAAGGAGCCAUGUCUGUUGUCUCCGUGGAGACCUCAGAUGAUGGGACCACUCGGCGCACAGAGACCACAGUCAAGAAAGUCGUGAAGACCGUGACAACACGAACUGUACAGCCAGUCCCCGUGGGGCCAGAUGGGAUGCCUGUGGAUGCUGCAUCAGUGUCUAACAACUAUAUCCAGACUUUGGGUCGUGACUUCCGCAAGAAUGGCAAUGGUGGCCCUGGUCCCUACGUGGGCCAAGCAGGCACUGCUACCCUUCCCAGGAACUUCCAUUACCCUCCUGAUGGAUAUAGCCGCCACUAUGAAGAUGGGUAUCCGGGUGGUGGUGACAACUAUGGCAGUCUGUCCCGGGUGACCCGUAUUGAGGAGCGGUAUAGGCCCACCAUGGAAGGCUACCGGGCGCCAAGUAGACAGGAUGUGUAUGGGCCCCAGCCUCAGGUUCGGGUGGGUGGGAGCAGUGUGGAUCUGCACCGCUUUCAUCCAGAACCUUAUGGGCUAGAGGAUGACCAGCGAAGCAUGGGCUAUGAAGACCUGGAUUACGGCCUGAUGUCCGAUUACGGCACUGCCCGUCGGACUGCAACACCCUCUGACCCUCGCCGACGUCUCAGGAGCUAUGAAGAUAUGAUUGGUGAGGAGGUGCCUUCGGAUCAAUACUAUUGGGCUCCUUUGGCCCAGCACGAGCGAGGAAGCUUGGCAAGCUUGGAUAGCUUGCGCAAGGGAGGGCCACCCCCUGCUAAUUGGAGACAGCCAGAGUUGCCCGAGGUGAUCGCCAUGCUAGGAUUUCGCCUGGAUGCUGUCAAAUCCAACGCAGCUGCAUACUUGCAACACUUAUGCUACCGCAACGACAAGGUGAAGACCGACGUGCGGAGACUCAAGGGCAUCCCAGUGCUAGUGGGGUUGUUAGACCACCCGAAAAAGGAGGUACACCUUGGAGCCUGUGGAGCGCUGAAGAAUAUCUCUUUUGGCCGUGACCAAGAUAACAAAAUCGCUAUAAAAAACUGUGAUGGUGUCCCUGCCCUUGUGCGAUUGCUCCGAAAGGCUCGUGACAUGGACCUUACUGAAGUCAUUACUGGAACCCUGUGGAAUCUUUCAUCCCAUGACUCAAUCAAAAUGGAGAUUGUGGACCAUGCACUGCACGCUUUGACAGAUGAAGUAAUCAUCCCACAUUCUGGUUGGGAAAGAGAACCUAACGAAGAUUGUAAACCGCGCCAUAUUGAGUGGGAGUCGGUGCUCACCAACACAGCUGGCUGCCUUAGGAAUGUAAGCUCAGAGAGGAGUGAAGCUCGCCGGAAGCUUCGGGAAUGUGAUGGCUUGGUUGAUGCCCUUAUUUUCAUUGUUCAGGCUGAGAUUGGACAGAAGGAUUCAGACAGCAAGCUUGUGGAGAAUUGUGUUUGCCUCCUUCGAAACUUGUCCUAUCAAGUUCACCGGGAGAUCCCACAGGCAGAGCGUUAUCAGGAGGCACCUCCCAACGUUGCCAACAAUACUGGGCCACAUGCUGCCAGCUGCUUUGGGGCCAAGAAGGGCAAAGGAAAGAAACCCCCCGAGGAGCCUGUAAAUGAAACAGUGGAUUUCCCUAAAAGGACCAGUCCUGCUCGAGGCUAUGAGCUCUUAUUUCAGCCAGAGGUGAUACGCAUAUACAUCUCCCUUCUCAAGGAAAGCAAGACUCCUGCUAUUCUAGAAGCCUCAGCUGGAGCCAUUCAGAACUUGUGCGCUGGGCGCUGGACGUAUGGUCGUUAUAUCCGGUCUGCUCUGCGUCAGGAGAAGGCUCUUUCUGCCAUAGCUGACCUACUGACCAAUGAACAUGAACGAGUCGUGAAAGCUGCCUCUGGAGCACUGAGAAACCUGGCUGUGGAUGCCCGUAACAAAGAGCUGAUUGGUAAACAUGCUAUUCCUAACUUGGUGAAGAAUCUGCCUGGGGGGCAGCAGAAUUCCUCCUGGAAUUUCUCCGAAGACACUGUAGUCUCUGUUUUGAACACCAUCAAUGAGGUCAUUGCCGAGAACUUGGAGGCCGCCAAAAAGCUCCGAGAGACACAGGGCAUCGAGAAGCUGGUGUUAAUCAACAAAUCAGGGAAUCGUUCAGAAAAAGAAGUUCGAGCAGCAGCACUUGUGCUACAGACAAUCUGGGGGUAUAAAGAACUGCGCAAGCCACUGGAGAAGGAAGGGUGGAAGAAAUCGGACUUCCAGGUGAACCUGAAUCAUGCUUCCCGAAGCCAGAGCAGUCAUUCAUACGAUGACAGCACUCUCCCUCUCAUUGAUCGCAACCAGAAAGCAGAUAAGAAACCUGAUCGGGAAGAGAUUCAGAUGAGCAAUAUGGGAUCUAACACAAAAUCACUAGAUAACAAUUACUCCACACUGAAUGAGAGAGGGGACCAUAACAGAACACUGGAUCGGUCUGGGGAUCUGGGUGAUAUGGAGCCAUUGAAGGGAACACCAUUGAUGCAUGACGAGGGACAGGAAUCCCUGGAGGAAGAGUUGGAUAUGUUGGUUUUGGAUGAUGAGGGGCACCAAGUGUCUUACCCCCCCAUGGUAUGUCCUGCAGCCACUCCCAAGAUCAGACUUGAGGAAGGAGGCCUCUGUGUGUCAGCCUCGUGUCAAUCAUGUUGAUGUCAUCAGAGCGCGCUCGCAGCCUUGCUGGGCUCAGGGGUUCUGUCUGUGU
Molecule: messenger RNA, 3232 nt
Organism: Ochotona curzoniae (black-lipped pika)
Lineage: Eukaryota; Metazoa; Chordata; Mammalia; Lagomorpha; Ochotonidae
Gene: CTNND1
Product: catenin delta 1
Exons: 18
Coding region: 301-3180 (959 amino acids)
Biological process (GO): cell-cell adhesion; cell-cell junction assembly
Cellular component (GO): adherens junction; plasma membrane; cytoplasm
Molecular function (GO): cadherin binding
Source: RefSeq, a predicted model, not a curated record